Molecule: messenger RNA, 16230 nt
Organism: Pelobates cultripes (western spadefoot toad)
Lineage: Eukaryota; Metazoa; Chordata; Amphibia; Anura; Pelobatidae
Source: the annotation of a GenBank genome assembly
GCCAGCUACACAGCAGGUAAGGCCAUUAUAGGUGUAUGUGUGUUUGUGUGUGCACAUGACUGGCACAUUGUGCUGUAAUAUGGGGAAACGCCAUCAAACAGUUUUGUAAGACAUAAUAAUAAACCACAAAAUCAGAGACAUAAUGUUUUUCAUACAACUCAUGCUUCAUUGUUAUGUAUCUUUUAUACUACAUGACAUUUUUAUCGUAUUCUAUGUGUUGAGGUUAAAGCUAGAGUAACAGUUAUAAGAAGAAAUGUAGGGAUUCAGGGUAGGGCAGUAUAAGGAUAUAGGGAAGGUGUUUACUGUUUGGGCAGCAUGGGGAAUGCAUAUCCCAGUGCUUCCUGAGAUUAAUGGGAGCUAUAGUCUAAGAUGUCAGCUAUUUUAGCAGCCCCAAGGAUUUUGUUUGUGAGAGAAGUUAAUUAAAAUUGGAUCAGUAGCUGUAACUCUCUAAUCUCAGACAGACAAGGAUACGCACAUCCUAGUGCAGCAAAGGCUUAGGAGCCUCCAAACUGGACAAUCUUAUGUCAUCCAUGCUGAACAACUGAAUUGAUGACCUCCAGUUUGUGGUGUAUUUUGGAUUUGUGCUGCCCUAGGCACGACUAAAUUCGGGCACCCCCAAAAUCUAAAUUUGCCCCCUCAAUUCAUGUCAAGGCCAUUUUUUUGACUGACAGACACAUGCCCUUAUUGAUACAUGCACUGAUAUACACUCACUGACAGAUACACAGUCAUUGGCAUACACAUACAGUCAUUGGCACACACUGUUUAACCAGGCACACACUCUCAGAUACACAUAAAAUGACAUACACACACUGACACACACUCACAGGCACACCCAUCCUCACAGACACACUGCCUCACUCACUCAGUCACUCACUCACUCACAGUAAGGUGGACAGCCCCAGAACACAAGGCAAACAAGACAUUUGUCUGGGAGCUUGGGGUGGCAUUUUUGGUGCCCCCCCCUGAAAGUGCCACCCUAUGCAAAUGCCUUGUUUGUCUUGUGGUAAAUACAUCCCUGCCUCCUGUACAUGGUAUAUUCCCAAGCAGCGUGUGUAAUACCAUUAAUCUCAGGCAAGACACAACCCUUCACUAGACUACAUAGAGAAAUUUAUUUUUAAAAGGGGGAGCUGUCUCUGGGUAGAAUCUUGAGUGAGUUCACAGAUUUGGGGGUGUCUUGGGGUGACUGUGACAAGAUAAUUGUGUGCAGAAAAGUGACUGUGUGUGGGGUGACUGUGGCAAAGUGAGUGGGGGAAUGCAUGUAGAGAUGUGACUGUGUGUGUCGGAUGACUAGGGGUUAAGUGUGGGAAGGUGACUAUGCAUGGGGGUUGAGUGUGAGGGGUAACUUUGAUUAGAUAGGCUGUAUGUCUGUAUCUAGCUUCCAACACGGGGAAUGGCAAUAAUCCAUUCCCUGGCAGUCUAGCGGAUUUCCUGGUGGUGAGAUGAAGGAGCUCUGGUUUAUGUGAGUGUGAUUUUUUUUUUUCAUUUUAUUGGUGUGUGUAUUUAUGGUAUAUAGAUUGUCUGCACUACCUAGUUUUGUAUUAUUUUAUAUAGAUUGUGAGAGAUCAAUGAAGAUUAUAGGUAUUCAAAUUUAGCGCAUCACUGAAUUAUAGGGUAUUAGGGAUGAUUUUUGUUUUCACAUUUUGGUAGUUGCUACUUUUAUUUUUGUUGCACUAUUUGAAGGGUCUACAUAUAUUUGUAUAUAUUUCUUGGUUCUGUUUUUUUUUUUUUUACAUUCACUUUCUAAUUCCCUGUUCAGAAAAUAAACCCCAUAAAUACUCCAACAAGAUUACAUGGCACUUUUAAUUUCUAAUACUUGGAAAAGAUGCAACCUGCUGGGCAGUGAUGGCUGCCCUAUGGUGCUCUCUAAGAUCUGUAUACAACUAGUACUCAAGCAAUCCAGGUACUGUCAGCAUCUUUGUUGAAACAAAAUGUAAAUUUACCUAAAUACUUUGGAAUGUUGGUGCAGAAACACUGAUUUAGAAAGAAGUGAUACGAUCUCCUAAUUUCAAAUGUUCUCCGAACUGACCAGAACAUUAUUAUUCUCAAUCAACAUAUACUUAGUAAUUGGUAUAUACUGGAUUUAACUUGCACCAUGUUGAACCCUACUGCUUCCAAUGGAAAAUGGUACAUUAAGUGUAGUCCAAAAUGACACAAUUUUCUCCCCUUUACAUUGCUUUUUAUCAAGUGACUUAUUUAUUUCUGUUUGUACCAUGCACUGUAUCUACCAUUUAUCCAAAUUACCCUUAAAGGGACACUCCAGGCCCCCGAUCAGUUCUGCCCAUUGGAGUGGUCUGUGUGCCAACGCCCAUCACCCUUAACCCUGCAAGGUAAUUAUUGCAGUUUUUAUAAACUGCAAUAAUUACCUUGCAGGGUUAAGUCCUCCUCUAGUGGACACAAAAAGUGUUUUAAGCGAUGCUGGACAUACUCAUGUGAGAACCUCCAGCAUAGCCAAAAUCCCCAUAGGGACACUGGACUCCGGUAAGUCACUGAAGGGGUUUUAACCUCUUCAGCAACUUGGGAUGGUGGGUGGUAGGGAGAGGGGCACUGUAGGGUCCUGCAGUGCCAGGAAAACAAAUGUUUUUCUGGCACUGGAGGGUCCCUUUAAUGAGAUGAUGAAUAUGGCAAAGUGAGUGGGGUAAUGCAUGUGGAGAAGUCACAGUGUAUGUGAGAAGACUAGAGGGUGGGUUUGGGGGGUAACGUUGUGUAGAAUGGCUGUGGAUCUGUAUCUAGCUUCCCACAAGGGGAAUGGCAAUAAUCCCUUGCCUGGUAGUCGAGUGGAUUCCCUAGUGGUCGGAUUUGUCCCCACCUCCUAUAGUCUGUAAGCUCGUUUGAGCAGGAUCCUCUUCAGCCUAUUGUUCCUGUAAGUUUUCUUGUAAUUGUCCUAUUUAUUGUUACAUCCCCCUCUCAAAAUAUUGUAAAGCGCUACGGAAUCUGUUGGCGCUAUAUAAAUGAUAAUAAUAAUAAUAAUAAUUUGAAACCUGCUCUUUUCUGGGGUAUAACAUGUAUAUCUCAGCAAACAAAUAUGGGGGAUUCAGUUCCAACACAUGGCCAUAUCAUGUUAAACCCAUCACUGUGCCACAGUAUCGCAAUAUCGCUGGGUCCUAUACUCAUUUUAACACAGGAGACAAAUUAAAUAGUGCUAGUGCUAUAUUAAUGAAAGUGUAUUUAAUUAAAAGCAUUGUGAAUACAAAAAUGAAUGUAAUAAAAAAAUACAAUUAAAAAAAUACUGUGUCAAAACGAAAUAAUUAAAGUGAUAGUCAUUUGAUGUAUAUGCCCCAUGUAUGUUUGGCGUCCAUACCAUUUUUCAUUUGGGUUGAGCACUCCGCCCCAUCCUCCAGCUUCACAUGACCAUUUGAAAGGUGACCACAGGAAAGUAUAAAUUAGAGGAGGUUUUGGAUAGCAAUGUCACAUUAAUGAUCAUUUUGAUUUGACAUGGAGCAGAUAUACACAUUGUGAGUAUAUAUAUCAAAGCACUCUUACUUAAAAUUAGUGUAGGACCCACCAUUAUUGCAGUACUAUGAAGUAGUGGUGGACCACGAUAGGGCCAAAUGGAGGAACUGAAUCCCCAUAAUUGUUUGCUGAUAUAGGUGAUUUUAAGUAGUCUUCUAAAAUUUAAAACUGUUUUUGGAGUGCGCAAUGUUCCUUAAUCUGUAUUUUGUAUAAAUGUUGGUCAAUACGGCAGCACCACUGCUGAGAAAUGCAUGUUCCAGGUGUGUGCCCCCAACUCCCUUUUUUUCUCCAUAAAAUUAAUAACUAUCGUGACCGAGAUGCACUUAUUUAGGUCUUACAGAGAGCUGCCACCUGCCUGUGUAUAUGUUAAUGUGAUUUGUAAGUAUUUGCCAUCCAUGCUCAGGCAAGUGAGUAAUGAUGAUUAACUAAAUGAUCACAGGGGAAAUCCUGUUGGAAUAAACACAAUAUUGUAUUGAUUACUUCAACUCCAGCAGCACAGAAAGCUGCAGAUAUAAAAGACAGAUUAACAGGCAGAUAGAUGUUAUAGAUAGAUGCAAACGAAUGUUGAUUGAAAAGAGUACCAAAUAAAAUAUUCACAAACAUCUGACUUGGGACUAACUCAGAAAAUUAAGCCUCAUUAGUAUUUCAACUUUUCAAGUCGAAAAAUGUAUGUGUCAUGGAAUAGCAUUAUAGGUAAAUCCACCUUUGUUAACAACCCAAGCCCAAAUAGAUGAAAGGCUUCGGUUCAACACCACAAUCACUAACAAGGUUAUUCAUUAAACACUGAAUUUUGUCCAAAUGGAAAUGUCCUGUUAAAAUUACUGAAUUCCAACCGCAUUGGCAAAUUACAGAUUUACCAAAGCCAAGUGUGGUCAGGAUUCAAUUGGUCCGACCGAAUCUGUAUCAUUCAUUGGGAAACGAUCGAAAAAUCAGUAAUAUUCACAUAGGAACCACGGGAAUCAGACAUUUAUUAAUGAGCGCAUAGUGACUGAAUAUAAAACUAAUGAAUCCAGCCGGAUGCACAUUCACAAAUUAUCAUUCACUUGCUAUUUGCAAGUAAAUUGAUCAUUUGAAGUACUAUUUACCCGCUGGAAGGGCUAGCAGCCAGAGGGGAAAUAGUUUUAAAACAAAAUCUUCGACAGCAGGAGGGUUAAUUGUGUGAUGGCCAGGGACGUAUUAGCCGCGAGGCAAACAAGCCAUUUGCUUUGGCGGCAUUUUCCAGGGGGCGGCAAAAAAGCCGCCCCCAAAUGCCUAGGGCAGCACAAAACCAGGAUACACCACUGGUGAUGGCUGUCUAGCACUUGCUGCUGUCACAUUUAAAAAUAUGUAUUUUUUUUUAAACUAAUAAAUAAAAAUCCCAUGGGGUCAAUAAGACCCUUAUUUUACUAUAAUGGAGGUAUUUUACCUCGAUAUGUCUCACCUGCCAUGUGCUGCCUUGUUUUUUUUUUGUUUGUUUUUUUAGAGUUUCCUCUUGUAUUGUUUAUUUUUUCCAUUCCCCCUGUUUUGGGGCUGAAGAUAAUAAGUUUUACUAAGAUUUACUAUAUUAAGAAGAAAUACUUCAGUUUAUCAUUAUUUACAUGUAUUAGAUUUCAUGCCCCCCUUUAAGAGCCCAGUGAACUUGGUGCUGACAAUUAUGAUGGGCCUAAUUACAGAAUCUUAUCGACCAAAAACACUAAAAAAGUCAUACCUACCAAUCGUCAUGUAUCUGGCGGAAGUGGAACUAAAGGGAAACUUAUAGGAUGCAGCUAUGAGAAAGCACACACUCUAUGCUAAUCUCUCUUUAAGUUAUGCUUUCAUCUUUCAAGUAAAUCCAUAACCCCUAACAGCAGUGUCUAGUGAAGCAGGCAGUCAAUGGACAGGCAGUCAAUGGACGCAAAUCAUGUAAUCAGAACUGCCGAAAGCGGCGAACAUGCCUUUAAAAAGGGGGCGUGUCUGCCUAAAGAAUUGGAAGGCCAGCCUGGCAUGAAUGCAUUUCAGGCUUCCUGACAAUCAUGCAGGCUGGCCAACUAAGGGCAUACUAUACAGACAGCACCCUGAGCUUGGCAUAAAUGCGUCUAAUUAUGAGUUCGCUCAACGUUUUCUAAGGACUGUCCCCUAGCACUCGCUGAUCCAAUCCUCUCCUAACCUCCUUACUAGCAGGCAUAAGCUCCUGGUAUAUAGUCUGGGACAGAUGAAAGCUGUAUGUAGUGAAUGUUGAAGAAAGGGAACAUGCCACAGUGUUAGAGAGACUGAAGGAGCAAGAGUAUUUGCAUAGUGAGCAAAGUCAGCUUUACCUUAACUAAUUUCAUUGUCAGCCAGUCCACACAUGUUUUGUUCCCAUACAUCCCUCUAAAGUUUCCAUGCUUAAGCAAGAGUAUGUGAAGGAUAGUAAGGGUUGCUACCUUUCUUGGAAAAAAAUACCGGCAUAAUUAAUUAUGUGUGCGUGUAAAUCACAAGGAGUGACCGAAGAGAAAAUUCUGUAAAAUCACCAAAAAACUACUUACAUUUAUGCUGCUGAAUAAAAGAUGGAUUGUUCCUAGUUUUUCCCCUGUGUCUUAGUGUCCCCUAGUCUCCCAGUAUCCCCUAGUCUCUGUGUCCCCUAUGUAUUACAGUGUUUCAGUGCCCCAUGUGUCCCAGUGUCCCCAUUUCUCAGUGUCUUCUACGUAUCACAGUGUCGCUAUGUAUCACAAUGUCUCAGUGCCUCAUGUGUCUCAGUGCCCCCUCAUAUCCCCAUGUUGUCCAGUGGCACUUGGACACUAGGGGACACUCAAGAGACAUGAAAACACUGUGAGACAUUGGGACACUGGGAGACACUAGGGACACUGGCUGGGUGAUAUGGAGACACUGAGAGACUUGGGGACAUUGGGAGACAUGGGGACACAGACGCUAGGGACACAGUGUCUCAGUGUCCCCAUGUCUCCCAGUGUCCCCAAGUGCCUAGUGUCUCACAGCAUCCCCUAAUGUCUCAGUGUCCCCAUGUCUCCAGUGUCCCCUGAUCUUCCAGUGUCCCAAGGUCUAUCAGUGUUCCCAGUUUACCCAGUGCCCCCUAGUGUCUCCCAGUGUCCCCAUGUCUCCCUGCAGCCUUUACCCCAUCCCUCACUUCCCUGAGCUGUAAGCUGUCUCUGCAGGCUGGGAGCUACUGUCUGGACUCUCCGUGCUGUGUGCAGUGUAGCUGCUCCACUACAGAUCAAUGAGUAGAGAGAGGCAGGGAGAUGCUGUAACUUCCUAUCCCUGCCUCUCUCCACACACAGUGACCCCUAUGGCCGGCGCAGGUAUUGCAGAGUAAUCUCUGUUUAUACAUAGAAAUAUGCCGGCAUUUGUAUUGCUGCUUUUACUGCAAUACAGGCAGACUGAAAUACCAUAAAAUACCAGUCAGGUGGCAACCCUAAGGAUAAUGUGUAAAAAUAUAUAUAUAUAUAUAUUUUUUUUUUUUUUCAAAUCAAUGGGCCUAUUCCAUGAGCCUGGAGCUGCAGCUCCAUCAGCCCCAAUGUUAAUCCGGCCCUGCAAGGAGGGAGUCAACGGCAAAUCCACACUCCAUUAUAUAUUAUAAUCAGAAUCACCACCCAGGGGGGGGGAGGGCACUAGCUCCCUUUGAGUAUCAGAAUUAGAGCCUCCACCCAUUGCUAAAGGGUGAGAGCUGGAGUGGAGACAUUAGAUCUCCCCUUAAAGGGACACUCCAGACACCCAGACCACUUCAGCCAAUUGAAGUGGUCUGGGUGCUGUGACCCUUUGCACUUAGUGCUGCAAUGUAAAACAUUGCAGUUCCAGAGAACUUCAAUGUUUACAUUGCAUCUCUAAGUCUGCCCUCUGUGGCUGUUUACCAGACAGCCACUAGAGGGCUUCCAGAAUCCAAAGCAACCAAUGGUCGGUUAUUUGACGCUGGACGUCCUCACGAACCUCCAGCAUCAGAUUUUCCCCAUAGGAAAGCAUUGAAUAAUGGGGCAGGAUAGGUUGGGCACUCCAGGAUUCUCUAGUGCCAGGAUACUGGGUUGUUUUCCUGGCACUAGAGAGUCACUUUUAUACUAUAAUAGCCCUCACCAGCGAAUAAUGGGUGAGAGCUGGAGAGGUGGAUUUGGGUGUACCCUUUAUAGUGAGUAGGCACUGCACUGUAUCUACCAUUUAUCCAUUUAUCACUGCUAAUGGGUGAGGGCUGGAGUGGAGACAUUAGAUAUCCUCUUAAUAUUAUAAUAGUCCUCACCAGCCACUAAUGGAUGAGAGCUGGAGAGGUGGCUUUAGGUGUACCCCUUCUAGUAAGUAGGCUACAACAGCUGAUUAUGGGUAUGUGCAGGGAGCAUAAGGAUGUAAUGCAUGCUGGUUCUGCCACGUGGCAGAUUAGGGAAUAUAGAGCUUUAAUACCUCCCUUAUAGUCCUAUGGAGGUCUUAGUAACCCCGAAAGCCAUUUUCAAUAAUUAAUUAACCUUUAAGAAGCCUUUGAUUAGACCUCUGUGCGGCUGCCAUGACAUCACAUAUGAGCCUGUCAAGAAGUGCUGUGAGCUUGGCCCGGCGUUGAAUUAAAGUAAGUAAAACUUAUUCUAAAACUUUUUCCAGUGUUUUUUUUGGGGGGGGAGGGAGGGUUGGGGUGAACGUAAAGAAUAAUGCUCAAUAGGGCAUUAUAAGAAGAAAAGAAAACAAGGGUUGGAGUAACCUUUAAAAUAUAUGUCCACUGGCUGCUGUCUGCAGGCAAAUAGUUCUGUGUUUGGUUUUUUUUUAAAUCUGGCACCAGAUGCAUUGGGGUCUGGAUUUUAAACAUUUGGGUCCGGAUUUCAGCUAUCUGGAAACAUUAUGAAAUUCAGAUAUUGUUCACACUAUUUUACAAUGUCUAAAUUUUGCAACGCUUCCAGAUUUUGCAGUCAAAAUGACUCUGUAUGCUGCCAGAUGGUUUUGCCCCAUUAAGUACAGGGCCAUUCAGACUUUAGUGAAUAGCUGUGAAAAAGUUAAACGGUCCUCAGAGGAGCAGACAACAUUUCAUACUAUGGCAAAUGCUGCCUAAUUAAUGGAUACAAUUCUGUUGCAAUAUCUAAUUCCUCAGUUGAUGUGUAAUAAAACAUGGUGCAAAUCCACGCAACAGUCAAGCUAUUUGUUCUAUAUUGAGAAAAAAAUACAAUUAAAUAGCUGCUAUUUUUAUAUCUGGAAUACUGUUAGUAUCCAUGCAUGAGUCAACACAAUGACAUCCAUUUAUCGAGAGAGGGUACCAUGCUGUAAAGAAAAAGGAGACUCUUAUUGAAAACUAUCAAGAGAACAUCUAUUUUAGGGCUCAUCCAUUCCUGCCUCAGAUCAUUCAAACGAUCCUGUUUAUGAGCAACAUCAAUUUGAAACCAAUAAUUGUUUGUUAUCCCCUCAAUACAAUACAAUAGGGGAUUUUCACUAAUAGUCUGUAUUUGUGUGAUGACGAUAUAUAUGCAAAUUUUAAGUUAAGAAAAAAGAGCUGGUAAUAUCUUCUGAUCCACUCAUUUCUUCUAAAUCCCAUAUGUUGGCUUAAAUGUUGCAGAUCAAGUCCAUGUUUGUCCCUCCGGGAGGCAUAACCACCUAGCAAAGCUAGUGGUUAUGUGGCAGCCUCCCAGAUAAAUAUUUUGCCGUGCUAAAAAAAUCGCUUGUGCUAUGCUCCUGCACAGCAACAGCGUUUUAGCCAAUCAGGUGAUCAGGACAGCCAUGCAGUUUGCAGCAGCCCUGAUCACCUCAGAUUGUAAAAUGCCAACGUUGAUGGAGGACUCUAUUUCUAUGUCUGCCACAGAUAUGGUGGCUGUCUCUCCUAGAGAAAGCCCCAUCAAUGUUAGAAGGCUCCAUAAGAGAGCCUUCCUGGCCAGUGACCUAUCCUCUUCAUCUUAUGAGGAGGAUAUAGUCCCAGUUAGUAAAAGAAAAAAGAAGGCUUGCCUUUAGUCUUCAGGUUCUGAGGAUGAACUUGAUUUUGGUCACUCUUCCACUCAUUCUCGUUUGAGUAGUUAGUCGAUGUUUUAAAGGGACAGUACCUCCAAAAGUGAAACAUGUUUUUCCCUUGUUUGAGGUUUCAAAGAAGUUUUCACACAAAAGGGAUAAGACUUGUUUGAGUGCUGUCAUUCCCUCACCGUCCACCUCAAGAGCGUUUGCUCAUUCAUCCUCCCUAAGCCGGUCCUGCUUCAGACAGGGAUCACCAGAGAUUGAUUGGGAGUGCGAGGAGGUGGUUCACUCUGCAGCUUCCACUGAACAAGGGAAGUUGAGCAACAUUCAGAUGGACAUAGUGAGCCUUUUAGGUAAAGUGCUCCCUUCAAAAUUAUUCCAUUCAAGAAGGGCCAUCUAACAAGAAUCAGAAGUCAGGGAUUUUGCCAAACUAGCUUCCAGAUCACUGCUAGUUAAAGAGGAUGAUCUCCUCCUUAGAAAUCUUAUUGGUAUCCCUGACAUUCAGGCACUAAUGGCCCCUGAAAUUGAUCCAGCACUGUUAUCCAUUACAGGAAGCAGUGUUUCUGCAGAUCCCAUGGAUCAGACAUUUUGCAAUGUACAAUUUAAAAUUGUGGAUGUUGUUGGUCCCCUGCUGCUUAUGUUGGAUAGGGCAGAGAAGGAGGGAUCCUCUCAUAACCCUUCCCUACCAGCUUUAAUGGCUUCUAAGAUGGCGCUUCUAAAAGCUUCCAGUAGAGUGGUGCUUAUUAUCGGUCAAUCCUUCAACUAUAUUUCUAACAUUCGCAGAACCCGCUGGCUGCAUGCAGCAGGGAUGUCUGAUUUAGCACCUAAAUCAUAUGAAUUUCACUAAUUUUGAAAACUCCUUUUCUAUUUGGCCCCUCUUUUAUACAAGAGAAGAGGUGAAAGGACGAUAUAAAGCUAGGAGAUCUUUCUCUGAUUUAAAGAAGAGCUUUCCAAGCUACAAGAAGCCCUUUCAGACUGAGGGUCGUUCCUACAGGGCUACAGGUACAUCACGGGAAGUUACUCAGCAAGCCCACUUUCGUCACCAUGGGGGAAAGUCAAGACCCCCAGGCAGUAGCAGAGGAGCCCAUGCCAGACAUGGCUCAUCAGGAAACCGAAGACCCAUGCAGUCAAGUAAGUGGUUUACCUCACAUCCCUCAAAAUUGGUCAGAUAUAACCUCAGACAAAUGGGUGCUUAAGAUUUUCAAAAGGGGUUUACAACUCCCUCUCAUUCAGUUUUCUUUCCAGAGUCAAGCUCUGGGCAGAGAGGUAAAUCCAGUUCUAGAUUCUUUUCUUUCCCAGACAUUAGCUCAGGGAAAAAUAGAAUUGGCAGAUUUGUCAAUUUCAGGUUGCAUCAGUCCCUUGUUCCCUAUUCCAAAAAUCAGAUGGCACGUGGAGACCAGUACUAAACAUCAAGGCUUUGAAUGCUUUCCUAAAGAGGAAAAGAUUCAGGAUGGAAGGUUUAACAGACCUCCCAGGCCUAGUGCAGAAAAAUGUCUUCUGCAUAAAAUUAGACCUCAAAAAUGCUUUCCAUUCAGUUCCUAUCGCUAUAAAACACAGGCGCUUUCUCAGAUUCCGCUGGAAGGAACAGAUAUAUCACUGGACUGUAAUGGUGUUUGGCCUAUCCAAUGCACCUUACACAUUUUCCAAGAUAAUGAAAGCUAUUAUAUCCCACGUCAGGCAAAGAGGAUUUCUAUGCCCUUAUUACUUAGACGACAUCCUGUUGUUGAAUCCUUAGGUAGAUGCUCUCGUUCAGCAAAGAGAUUACCUAAUUUCCUUAUUACAGGAUCUGAUGUUUACUGUAAAUUUGCAAAAAUCCAUAAUAGUCCAUACUUGGAAUAUCCUAUUUUUGGGUUUCAUUCUGAACACUAUGGAUAUGACCUUGGGUGUUCCCUGAAACAAAUGGGAAAAAAUCCUAGCUCAGUUAACUUCAGCUCUUUUAAAACACAGAUGGUCCCUAAGAGACUAUUGGGAGGCUGAUAGCUUUAACACCGGUUUACAAUGCUUCCCCCUUGCUGUGCAGAUGAAGUGGCCAGUGGGGGUCAAGGGUGGUCCUUCCCACGAGAGUCAGAAAAGAGCUAAACAAGAAAUUGGUAGGGGCAAGUCCACAUCCUCACCCCCUUCUGAAAGGGCCUUUCGAGUUAACCUUGACCACAGAUGCUUCUACCAAGGGAUGGGGUGCUUUCUCUGUCCAAGGCGCGAUAAGAGAUUGAGCAGUUCAAGAAAGGCUUCUCCACAUAAACUUACUACAGUUAAGAGCAAUCAGAUUAGCCCUCCAAUGCCUCAUUCCAUUGAAUCCCCUAGGACAGCAGUAGCUUAUGUCAACCGCAGAGGGGGCACCAGGUCAAAAGGUCUUUGCCUAGAGGUCUUGGACCUGUGGUCCUGGGCUCUGGUUUACAAGGUUCGAAUUUUGGCAGUUCACAUACCAGGAGAGGAAAACGAACUGGCGGAUUCCCCGUCCUACCAGUGUUUGUCCCUUGCUACAGUCCAGUUAAAGAGUGCCUUAUUUCAGCUGAUAGGGAGCAGAUUGGGCAAGAGACAAAUAGAUCUUUUUGCAUCUCAGACCUCGGCUCAGACUCCCAAAUUUGUAACCAGGACUUGGGCAAAAGGAGCUUAGAAGAUGGAUGCUAUGUCCUUCCAAUGGACAGACAUUCCGGGCCUUUAUGCUUUUCCCCCUCCAUCUAUUCUGAUGAAGGUGUUAAAGAAACUUCGCAGGGACAGGGUGCCCAAUCUGGUUUUAGUGUACCCCAUUUAAAUAUCCAGACCAUGGUACCCCCUGAUUUAACAUCUAAUAAGGGGACCAAAGGUUCCAUUAGCCUGGACAGUGCAUUGCUUCCUAGGGACCAGGGAUCUCUUAACCGAGCUCCCCUAACUUAUGUGGAUGGCAGCCCUGAUAGGCAUUUAACGCAUCCUCUUCUGUCUGACGGGGUUUUAAACAUAGUUAAUUCUUCAUUAUGGUGCAGGACCAGGGUAAGAUACAAAAAGAUGAUCGAGGAAUUUAAAGCAUGGGAAGUUUCCUUUAAUUCCCUUUCCCAAGAAUCUGAAAUAAUUCCCUUAGCUUUGGAAUUCCUCACGCUCAAAUAUCAUUCAGAGUUAGCGGUCAGUACGAUUAAGACGUAUGGUUCUGCAUUAAAUUUUCGAAUCCCUAAUUUGACCCAAGACGCCCUUUACCUCAGGUUACUCAAAAGGGCUACCAGUCUGCUGGCCUUUUACUCCGAGAUACACUUCCACUUGUAGACCUUUUAUUAAACUACCUUAAUUCUCUGGACAGUGACCAGAUUGGCCUAAGAUGGAUGACGAUUAAAUUGGCAUCCCUUCUAGCUUUAGCUCUGGCAGCUAGAGGCUCAGAAUUAACCCAGCUAAAUAUUGUCAAACCAUGGUUGUCUCGAACUCCAGGGGGAUUUCAUGUCAUUCUUAAAGGGAGACAGAAGACUUCCUAUAUUUUCCUGGGACAUGUAGAACUAGAUUUGGUGCAGAAUUCAGCUGAGCCGAGUUUAUGCUUAGUUAAUUUGUUAAAUUCAUACUUGAAUCUUUCUGCCCCAGUCAAAUAAGACUUUAUGCAAUUACUUAUCACCUCCAGAAAAACUUUUCGGCCAGUUAAGGUUAACACGAUCAGGGGUUGGAUACUGUCCGCUAUGUCUGCAGCGGGUAUUAAUGUCACGGUUUUUAAGGGUCAUUCUAUCAGAGGGGCUACGGCUUUAAAAGCAGCAGCGAGAGGCCUUCCUCUUCCUAUUAUCCUUAAAGCUGCAAGAUUGUCUUCCAGUAAGACUGUCGUUAAGUUUUACUGGAGGCCAUCUGAAGUUGAACAUUUGCAGUUCAUUAGGACCACCACCAGAUGUGUGCUAUUCAAUCCACUAGCUUUGCUAGGUGGUUAUGCCUCCCGGAGGGACAAGAUAGAGUUUGCAGGAAUCGAUGACCUGCAAACUUUUUUUGUCCUAGGGAUAAGCAUAACCACCAAGCAAAGCGCCCAUUCCUCCCUCCCCAGGUUUGUUUCUAUUGCCUGGUGGUGGCAGGGUAUUUCUCUGGUUUGGGAAUCUUCUAAUUAAAGUAAUUUUGUGUUUGUUUUCUUUUUCGCUUAUAUAUUUAUAUUUAUUCUGUUUAUCUUUACAGAUUACAACCGGCUACCCAGACAGGAUAAUUAAGCCAUGGACCCUCCUAAAUAGUUAUGGAGGCUAAGAAACUUCUUCCAGAAGUUCUUUGAUUAUGAGUUAUACUAUACUAAUAUUUCUCACAGAGACUGUUUGUUUUUCACCUUGAUGAUCAAAGAUUGUUUUGUUACAUGUUCAUGUUACUAUUAAUUGUCAGUACUUCAGAAAUGUUUAUUAUUUAUUGUUACUUUAUUAUAUUGCCUUUCCACUCUGUUGACAUAACCCUUUCAUAGGAGUAAGUUCAUGCUUGGUUGAGUAAAUAAAACAUUGUUAUCCCCCUUACAUUGACAUUGGUGCUCUUUUCCUUUGUUAUGUUUAGUACCGUGUACAUUGAUAUCUUUCCUACAUUAGGGGGUUAUUUGUCUCUUGGUGAGUCAACCAUCUGCAGUAUCCCGAUUUUAAAAUCUUAGGUGAUCAGGCCUGCCGCAUGCUGCACGGUUGUCCUGAUCACCUGAUUGGCUAAAACGCUGUUGCUGUGCAGCUUUGCUAGGUGGUUAUGCUUAUCCCUAGGUCAAAAAAAGUUUGCAGGUCAUCGAUUCCUGCAAACUCUAUUUUUGUGAAUAAUCCUCAUUUCAUACUGACCUGGCAAACAUCUAUAAAAGAAACAAAAACCGUAGAAGUUUAAAAGGGCAGCAUUCAGCAUAUGGACCCAUCUUUUUUCCGAAAUUGUGACCAAAUUCUUUUUUUGGAUGUGCCUCCCUCCCCCUUUUUUUUCUGUCUCCCUUUAGGGCAUGGGGUCAUUGGAAUCAAAAUAAUAAUGUGGCAUGGAGCCACACAUGAUGUUUCAAGACAGAUCUAUGGCUGCAUCUGUAUAAAGAACAAGCAAUAAAAUAAUUAAAAUGCAUAACUACAUAUAUUAUUUUCUCUGACAAAUAGCUAUUUCUACAAUUACAGUUUACAAUUAAAAGCAAAAUAGUUUAGUGUAUAUAUAAGAUAACAAAAUUACAAACAUAGAUGAGGCUCCCUGUCUCCAGCAGUAUACAAAGAGAGGGAUUAACCCUAAUCACACUAACUAAAAAACAGCAGUUUUAUUAGCUAAGAAAUAGCUAGAAAUAAAAGCUAGCCUGUAACAGAAUUGGAAAUAAUGGCCUAAUACAGAGGUAGGCAACCUUUGGCACUCCAGAUGUUGUGUACUACAUCCCCCAUAAUGCUUUUACACCCAUAAUGCUGGCAAAGCACCAUGGGAGGUGUAGUCCAAAACAUCUGGAGUAGGUUUUGAUUCGCAACCCAGGUAUAGAGUGGUUAUCUGCUGGUGUUUGACUUAGCUUAGAUAGCUUAUUCUGUUGUAGCAGAUGUUUAGUACAUAGGCUGCAUUUUGCAAAUGAAGUAUAAUUCAGUUACCUGCCAACAGGAGAGUGCUUUGGCAUAUAGGUUGUUACACAAAAACGAGGUGUAGUAAACUACCCAAGAAUUCGCCACCUGCAGGUUUGAUGUAGAUUGGAAAAAUUAUAAUAACCAUGUUAAAAUGUUAAUUUUGAUUGAGUUUACUCAACCCACCCGUAAAAUCCUAUAUCUCUACCAGUAUUGAAGUCAGUGUGAAUUUUCUGCAACACACAGGAGUAGUAAGCUGAAUGUAAAUUAGUAAGAAUAACUGUUAGGGGGAACAAAAGAUAUGCAACUGAAUGUAUAGAUAUAGCAAAACCAAAAUGUGCCACUAUGGAUUAUUUGUCCCUGUGCAGGAUAUAUAAAUCUAAAGAUGUUCAUUUCUUCAUAUAGAUAAUGUAACCUGUCAUUGUUGCUUUCAUUUCCAUAUAUAUAGAUUUGUUCCAAUCACAUUUUCACCUUAAUUUGUCCCCAGACUUUGACAAAUUAUCUCCUAAUGAAAAAGUACCAUUUCAGCUGACUUUCUUUGUAGUGUUUUAAAAGUUGGAGCAUGAAUAAUACUUGCAAAAAUAUAAUAUUCAAUGAUAAAAAUUUUCAACUGUGGGGUAGUAGUUUUUUGGGUCAGCAAGGAAUAUUUUUCCUAAUUUGUUACAAAAUUGGAAGGGAUUCAUACUGGGGGGGCGGGUAGGUUUAAACACAGAUAUAAGAAAGGCUGAACUUAAUUGACACGUUUCUUUACAGUCUAUGUUAACUAUGUAACUGUGUAACUAUGUAAUAAGGUCAGCAAAGAAAUAUGAAAGUUGAAGUUAAAAAAUAUCUUCUUUAAAACUUGGAUUAGGCCAAUUGGGUCUCAUUUGCUGUCAUAUUCUGUGUUUCUCAGUUUCUGUGAUUAAGUCUGUUUCCUUUUCUGACAGGUGGCAUUAGAAUGGUCAGGCAUACUGUAUUGCUGAUAUUUCUCCUACUGGUUGAACACAGUGACCAGUCACCUACCGGAAGAAUAAGAAAAAGUGGGAAAAGUUCCAUAGGUAACAAAAACUCUAAACCUAAGCAGGCCCCUUCUCCCGUUUACACCCUCGGACAACUGUUCUAUGAAAAUAACCGCCUCGAACUGCCAUAUAACCUAACAGAAAAGGAAAGUCAAGUGUAUGCUGCAAAUUACACCAUGUUCCCAGAUGGUGUUUACUACCCAUGGCUUCGACAGUCUGAUUUAUCAAGAAAUAAAGAAGAAUUCCAGGUCAGGUGCCUUAAUAUCACCAUGAAAGAAAACAACCAAUGGCUCAAUAGAUUUCGUUCAGAAGAUGAUACCUAUAUGAGCGUGGCAAUAUAUGUUUUAAAAUUUAUUUGCAUAGAAAAUUAUGGAAAAGAUCCCAACAGGGCAGACUUAUUUGUUGGAGGACUAUGGAUGACCACAUUAGGUGUGAUGAUCUCCUUAGUAAUGCUAGGCUAAGAUUAAAAACAA